CGUUGUUGCACAGCACGGGCGGCAGCCGUAGCCAGAAUGGCCGGCCCCGCGUUAGGCACUUUAGCACUCCAGCGCCACAGAAGGAAGCCCAAGCCGCUUCCUCAGGAGUAUCAUCUCUCUCUUCUCUCUGCAGGGCCGCCUGGGGGGACACGCAGCCUUAUGCCUCAGUCGCCGCCGCAUCCCUUGACCUUGUAGACCCUCGGACGGAUGCAGCGCGUGCUGCACAAAAAGAAGAAGAGCGAGCCCAAGUCGGCCCCGGAUCGCCGGCUAGCGACCACGUCGGCGUUGUCGCCCUCGCUCACACGCGCGGCGCUGUCGGCCUCGCAGUCCAGUGCGGGCUCAGGUCGUCGCCAUGCCGCCACUUUGUACCACCACAAGAGCGCAGCCCACACAACACUAAGCAACACACCGCCGCCACCUCGCGAUCAGGUGGUGGUGGGUCUCUCGGCCUCGACAGAGGACGAGGUUGAGGACUGGAGUAGCGAUUUCCUGGCCGCUGAACCUCGAACACGCUGGAGACGACAGGAUAGCGUCGGUGCCGAGUUUUUAUUGGCUGAUGCACUGUACAAACGGCGGAGUAGCAGUAGCUCCAAUGGCGUCGCACGACGUGGUAGCGAAGUGGGCGCGUCCAGUGGCAGUAGUGGCCACGUGGAUGAAGACGAUAGAGGCCUCUACAGUUCCUACUCGUCCGUCAAAGACGCAGCUCGAGUGACACGUACAGACCAACCAGAACAUGCCAGUGACAGCGACGAGGACUGGGACGCCGAAUUCGGAUUCGAUGAACAGACCGACGCUGCACUGGGAUCCUCGGAUAGUAUGGAUCCAACCAGACGAAGAGCGGAGAAUGGCAAUUUCUUUCUACCGAAUCUGCACGAAGUACUGGACGGCGAGACUUUACCUGACGACGACGAGAUGGACGACGCCGUUGCUUUCAAUUUAGACGGAGCACAGCGACGACAACGCAGGCCGUCAGAGGAGCCGCUUUUCCAAAGAAGACGUAGCGAUUUCCACCAGUCAGGAGCGAGUAUUGAUGGCAGCGUGGACGGUAUCAGGUCCAGUAUGACGUCUGCGUCAGCGUCCUCGUCUAACGCUGUGGAGUACGCGUUAGUGGACAAGUUGAGACUAUUAGAAGUAGCCAACUCGUCCGCGUAUGCUGUCAGGAUAGAGCGGUAUCCCAAGCCGUCGAGUACAUUUAGCCAUUUGGAGCGAGACCGCACCAACUUCCCCAGUUUCACCGAGAACAAGUAUGAGCGAUGGCUGGCGGAUCUGGUGGUGCCAGACUGCGCCAUUGUAUCGCAUCACAUGGAGGCAGAACGCAACCGCUUGCCGCCUCCACGACAACUGAAGAACCAGCAGUUCCACGCGCUUGUGUCACUUCCAUUCGGACGCGAGUUUGUGGAUACUUUCUUCAAGCAGAUCACACAUUACCGGUAUUUCGGCGAGGAUAAGGAGAACAAGGAGCUGGUGAGGAUGUACUUUGAGAAGGUCUCAACCACAGGCAUGACGGACGAGAACUGGGCCCAGAAUUUAUCGCCUGUGGACUUGGACUACGUGGUGGGAUGCAGCGUCGAGAUUUUGCAGGAAGCAGCGAGACUGUACGGCCCCAAGCCGGUGGUUCCACUUGCUACUCAUCUGUCCUUGUCGAUGCUGUCUACGUCGUCGUCGGCGUCGUCUCAAGGCAACAAGACUACUAUUUAUUGGAUCCAGCAAUUCCAGGACAUUCUGGUGCAUUGCGCAGAGGCCUUUCCGCAGUAUUCGAACGUCAUUGCGCUCAUUGAGUUGCGAUACGUUUGUCAUCACUUGGCAGGCUUUGCGAGCGGCGAGUACGAGUACAAGUGGCAGAUUUGCAACCAGCUACCGGCCUUCUUGCCGCUAGAACCAGUGAUGGGCGACUCAGCGUCACAGAUCGUGAACGAAGUGCUUCAGUACUACGGCGCGUUGUUCCAGCACUUGAAUACGAGCCCAGAAAGUCGUAGCAACCGAUACACAGGACACAAAUCAUCUGGCGACAAGAGGAGUGCGCCAGUAGACGAAGCGAGGCAAUACGCUCUCUCUUCCGACGUGUUCUGUCUGCAGGCGCUCAUCCUGUGCGAUAUUCAAAGCUUGUACGACAGCAAGAGUGCGCUGGCCGAUAUCUCUCUCCCUGCGCUCGAGGAACUGAUCGAGUUUGAAGACGACGAGGCAACUGUAGACCCUAUUCUAGUCGGGUUAAUGCCUCACAACCGAGAUAGCAGGAGCAGCUCUUCCUCGUCCAAUCCGGAUUAUCGCGACAGUGGUUAUGAACGUGGUGAUCACUCGAAAGGACUGGGAGGCUGGAGUGCGAGUGCGAAGCUGUUUGAGCUCUUGAGACCUUCAUCUCGGAGUCGUAACUCGGCACUGAGCUUCUUCUACGAACGGAUAUCAGCAGCAAAGUUCCCGCUCGUGAAGGCCAAGUGCGCGUGUGUUCUGGCUGGUAUACACGUGUCCUCUACCACGUCCCAUGGCAACCUCCGAGUGGCGGAAUCUCUCGCGUAUGAAGCAUUGAGGUUAUUAGAAUCGUGUUCGAAGAAAUCGGUGAUUAAAUUGUCCAAGAUACCGUCGCUACGCAGCCGCGACAAGACUGUACCAGUACCCUAUCUCAGCAUAUUUAACAACGACGGACUUCUGUCGGAUUUGGGUCGCGAGGCGCUCGAAAGUCUGGGCAACAUUUUGAUCAAGAAUAACAAGUAUCGCUACGGCAUCCUGUGUCUGGAGGCUGCUGGCGCUCUUUUCAGUUUCCUGAACCAAGGCUGCGAGUACGAAAAGCUGGAUCGACUGCUGUGCAAGCUCACAUUGGAGGCUGAUGAUGUACAUCGAGCACUGCCGCUGCAUGAGAAGGUGACGUGUGCAGCUCAGCGACAAGGCAACAUCACGGUGUAUGUGUAUUUAACACAGGAGAUGACCAAGCUGUGGAUUCGAGAAGGAAACUUUACGCGUGCUGAGGAAUACUUGGCAACCGCUUGCCAUUUCCUGCGAGACCACACGAACCUGCUGCCGCCACACUUCCUGUCGUCUGUUAUCAAUGGAAGUUACUCCAGUAGCGAAGCUCCAUCCAGCCGUAGCGGGACGAUGAUGACGGCCACAUCUAGUUCCGUGUCAUCUUCGCUUUCGGGUUCAUUCCACCUUUCAUCACGAAGUACAGGGAACGCCAGUGAGGUGGAUACGUGGCUGAAUCACGACAUCAACUUGCACCUGUUGGUUCGAGAUGUCUACCGCUCUAGUGGUCGGUGUUUGGAAGGUAUGCGGGUGCUGGAACAUCUUCUGAAUUACAGCUCCCGACUACCUCGUGGGAAGCGCACACAGCUGAGAAUGUUGCUGGCUGAAGAUGCUCUCAAGAUGCGGAUGUUUGACACUUGUCGUCACAUGUUUUCGCUCAUGGAGAGGGAAGCUACAGCCUUUUGUGAUCGUCUGCAGGAGAACAUUAAAGGGUUCAGUGGACCAGGCAGUAGCAGUGGCACUGGACCUGGAACAAGCAGCAGCGGUGGAGGCAGAAGUCUUGGAGGUAUGGGCAGUGAGGCUCGCUACUGCUUCGACAUGUCGUUCACACUCCGUUACAUCGUAUGUCGUGUCAAGAUGUAUCUCAAGCUCAAGGACUUUGGCAACGCUUACGCUUGGCUGUCGUUGGCUCACGUCAAAAACGAUCGUGAUAAUGUCCGUAAACAAGCGCAGCUGUAUGUUUUGGACGGGAAAGUGCUCCGUGCCUUUUGUCGAGAACAACAGGAGCGCGAGUGGGAGAGAAGACGUGAUGGCGAAGAGUCGACUCGACGAGGACGUACAGGCUCUACUUUUGUCGGAAGUGUCGUGUCUCCAGCUCAAGUGGAGGAAAUGCUGAAGCCUUUGGGUGUCUCGUUGUAUGGCCUGAACAAAGACGAGAAACAGCGCUUGAACGAGCGGAUGGUUCAGUUUGCCACGUGUAUUCGCGACGUCGACAAGGCGGAGGAACAGGCUCAAAACGCAUUCUGGACGGCGUUCGAUCUGUAUCGCGUGCUGGACGACAGUCUGUAUCAACUGAAGGUGUUGCUGGAGAUCGUCUCCUUCAUGCUCGCGCCUAUUCAACGUUCAUUCUUCGCACUCGGCAGUAACCAGGACGAUGAGAUGCUCAAGUCUCAUUUGCAUCGUCGAAGUUCAGGUAAAGAAUCGUCUGGAGCGUUGGAACUGGAGGAUUUAGGCGGUGACGACACGAUCGAGAAGACGCGGAAGACGUUGCUGGAAGCGCAGAAGCUGCUGCGUCCUGCACUGAACUUGGCUGAGCAAGUGGCGAGUCCCGCGUGUUUCCUUCAGACGUUGAUCUUCUGCAGUGAAGUGUGGGUCUGGCUCGAGCGUAUCGCGUCGUAUAAGAGCGAGAAACAUCUGAAGGAGGCCACAGCGUUCUGGGAGGAGGCUGUGCGUGUCAUGAAGGGCGUUUUCUUCCGUCGUGUGGCGUUUCAUGACGUCGCUGACGCUCAGAUGCUGCACUCGUCGGGCUUUGGCAACGACUUCUCGAUGCCUUUCGCGCGUGGACUGAACAAGGGACGCUUCUGUGUAGUUCCGAUCUUGAACUUUAGUGAAGGAUUCAUCGUCAAACUGGAAGCCAUGACGCUGCAGCUCAUCCUUGCAGCCUGUCAGCUACAGCUGUUUGAACGUGUGCCAGAAUACGUCGAAGAGACGCUGCUGGCUCAUCUGGACGAGCUGCUGAGUGCUCGAAUGUGUCUGAGCAGUAUUGUGCAUCAGUUGCAGACGUUCCGAGCUCUCCAGAGAUCACACAAGCGUUUGCCUCCGACUGGAUCGACGUCGAAUCUCGCAGCUGCGAUGCCCUCCGGCUCGAGUGUCUCUGUGUCUAGUGUCGGCAGUAACAACUCGAGAUCGUCUUCAUUCUCUGCGGUGAUUCCAGUCCCCUCGCCUCAAAUGAGUGCAAGCGGGAAGCAGGUGGCGUCUACGCCGUCUCCGAGUGGCGCGGGUGUAGCGGGCAAGCGAGCUGGUCACAAGAAGAACCAGUCCAUGUCGUCGAUCUCCGAGUUGUUGGCGUCUAAUCCGUACCAAGAAGGCGCUGCUUCGUAUGGUGCACCGGGUGGACUGAAGAGCUCCGCAACGCCUCGAACUGGUCUCGCAUCUUUGAGUGAGCGGCCGAAUGUCCCUCCUCCGUCUACGGCUACCGGAAAGUCUGGAGCUAGUGGACACACUACGAAGAAGAGUAGCGAACGGAAGCCACGACGGUAUACGCGAGAGAGAUCACGCUCAGCUCCGCAGCCAGGAAUGCCCAACCACCCGUCCCCAAGCGCAGAGUUGGCUUUCGACGGCCAUCUCCAUGAAGGAGGAAGUAUGCCGGUUCUUGCCGAGUCCGGAGAGAGCAGUGAUGGCUCAUUGAAGCGCACGUCGUCCGUCAAAUUCAUUGAUCUUGGUGAUCUGCGAUCGUUGCCCCCUGGAGAAGACUUUGUACUGGGCAGAAGCGACGGCUUUGGACGUGACGAAGGUAGCAGCUCUAACGGAGCUAUUGGUCUGUGUGACUUUGAUGAAGUGCAGUCUGAGAAGCUCUGGUGGAUCUUUAACCUGUGGCGCAAUGCCAAGUCCAAGUACGUAGAAGGGAAGAUCGAGACGUCUGAGUUCCGGUCGUGCAACUUGCGUUAUCUACGGACAUUAUUGGACGCGUUUGACCCGCAACAGAUCGCUGUGCUGUACUUUAGAGGACCUGAGAGUUCGUCGAUGGACUCUGUCGUAACACCAGGUGGCACUAGAGUUCCGUCCGAUGUGAACACUGGAAACCCCAAUGGAAUGCUGGACUUUGACGUCUCGAGGAUGAAUUCUCACGCGUUAAUUCAAGAUCGACAACUGGUACUAUCGAUUGGCUACGAGUAUUCAGGUGAAGUUCGAACACCGUUUGGAACACACCCGAAGCUCCAGUUCAAAGUGUUUGGUGUCCGUGAGGGCGACACACGGCCGUGGCGUCAGGAGAUCCCACGACCGGAUUGGUAUCUGUCCGAGUACGACAUGUUGGAGGCUGAAGACGCUGCUGUUGGAGCAGGAGUUCUGCGCACGAUGCGACUGCUUGGAGCCAAGUUGUUGGUCAAGUUGCUAGGAGUCUUGCUGCUGGAGAACUCCGUUGUGGUCGUAGGGAACUCGUACCCGCAGAUCCAGGAAGUGGCCACGAGUCUGCUGAAGCUACUGGAACCGUUCCAGUGGCAACAUACGUUCCUGCCGUUCGUGCCCGUGACGUCCUGGAGAUUCCUCCACGAUGCUGUGUAUCAGCAUGCGCAGGCGGAGCUGGCGGCUCGACCGAAGAGCCGCAGGUCGUUCUCUAGACUCUCGCACGAUUGGCGGGCGUGGAGCAGUGGAAGUGGUAGUGCAGCUGGAAGUUCGUACUCUUCGUCCCGUGGCAGCACUGACAGUCUCUAUGGAGGGACCAGCUCGACUGGAUCGGUGGAGCCGACAGAGGAAGAACCGCCGUUCUUGCUGGGCGCUACAGCCGAUACAUGGCAGAGUUGCUUGGCGUUCUCCAAGAAAUGUGGCAACGAUCCUCGCUUGCUGUCGUCGUGUGUGGUGGUGGUGGAUCUGGACGAUGUGGACUCGCUCGCGACCGAUAAGACGCUCCGGAAUGCUGUACCUUUGCCCAAGAAGUGGCGACGACAGUUCUUGGAGCGAAUUGAGAAGAUCACAAGGCAGCGACACAAGAUGCGCGCGAAAAUGAGUCGCAGACACUCGUCACAGCAGCUGGUAUCGAGUCGUGGACCCACGACUCCGGCCUCGUCCUCUGGCGUAGCGUCGAUGCGGUCUCCAGUAGGAACGUAUCCUCCGAUGGACGUGACGCUGCGUAGCUUCGACGACGUGCACAGUACGAGUCGCUCGGGAUCCAGUUGGAUGAUGACUCCAGUGUCAGCCAGCAACGUGUCCGAUCCAGACAGCAACUACCAAGGUGUACAGCCAACAGACCCCAAUGGACUUGACGAGAGGAAACACUACGACUCGGACUGUGCUGCUGCGUUUGUGAGUGGACUGCGUGAGUUCUACGACAAGUUGCUGGUGUUGUGUGCUGAGAAGGAACGCAAGGCCAAAGGCAGCAAGAAGAAGAAGACUUCGAGCAGUAGUGGCCACUCCAAGCGACAGGAGAUCAAGUCGUGGUUCUCGUCUUCUCACGACUUUGACGCGUUCGUAGACAACUUCCAGAAUACGGAUCUACUCGAGGCGUUCGAGAAAGAGAAGGCAGCAGCACAGGAGGAAGCACAAGCCCAAGCUCGAGCGAUGCUUGAGCGUCAGUCCAGCGAACACGAGGUCAGCUCUACCAGCAGUGGCCGAAGUACGCGCUUCGGUACGACCCCAAAGGCUCUUGUCAACUCGUUCACGCCACAGCAACUCAAGAGUUUCGGCAGCUUCAGCAGUUUGACGGCCAGCAAUCGAAGUUCCGGUGGUCAGGAGCGGAGACGGUGAAGAGGGAAGGUAGCUUAAAAUUGUAGGAAGCUUAACUAUUAUUUAUCCGCAAAGUUUUGCGAAUGUCAAUGGGGACUUGGUCGUUUCUUGUUGCUCG
Phytophthora nicotianae INRA-310 is the source of this 7513-nucleotide messenger RNA. RefSeq lists its product as hypothetical. Bases 208 to 7416 code for a protein of 2402 amino acids. The record is from RefSeq and is a predicted model, not a curated record. The transcript has a single exon. NCBI's taxonomy places the organism in Eukaryota, Oomycota, Peronosporomycetes, Peronosporales, Peronosporaceae.